AUGGUGGGCUUCCAGUGCUCCAAACAUCACAGCCCAUCAGCAACAACCCGGUCAUGCAUCCUGGCGUUCCUGCACACCCCUCCAGCCUUCUCUUCAUCAACACAACACCCAAUCAGGACCUUCCCAGCAAACCCUCUUGCUCUGGAAACCCCCGGCGAAUCAUGA
Molecule: messenger RNA, 165 nt
Organism: Puccinia triticina
Lineage: Eukaryota; Fungi; Basidiomycota; Pucciniomycetes; Pucciniales; Pucciniaceae
Exons: 2
Coding region: 1-165 (54 amino acids)
Source: RefSeq, a predicted model, not a curated record